AUGUCAACUUUAUCAUCACAAAUCCUUCCCUAUUUCAUUCUUAAAAAGCCUUAAAGAGAUGACCCUACUAUUGAUGAAUCUUAAUAAUUCAGUGCUUCACACUAGCCUAUUUCCUCAAUAUCUGGCAGAGCUUCUCAAAGUAGCAUGUUCAGUUGUCUAUCCUGCAUACAAAGAGACUAGUCGUAAUUAGAGUAGCAAGUGGAGUUUUAGCCAGAAGAAAAAUUCAAAAUAUAAUCACUUCAAGAAGUAACGUUAAAAUAAGUUGAGGAAGGUGAUAAAAACUUAUAAUAUACUCCUACUUUUAUUAAAAUUAAAAGCCCUCAAAAACCAUCAAUUGCAAUGCAUCAAACGCCCUAGCCACUAAGCAAAACUUUAGAAUAAAAUUACUUGCAAAAUGAGUAAAUACAGCCAUAUCUAUCGCCAUUAGAUAAAAAGAAAACACCAGCAUAAAAAUUACAAAGACCUAUGAGACCAGAGCCUUAUCAAGAUAUAAGAAGAAAUUUAAAUUUGUAGUAUAUAGAACCUCAAUCCAAAAUAUUUGACUAAAACCAAUUCAGGAAGGGACCUUAACUCAUUCCGGACUAAUAGAACAAAAAUUAGAUUCUUGAUUCAAAAUCUUACCCUUAACAUAUUUAGCAAUAGCAACCAUAAUAUUCCUUAGUAGAAGCUACAGGAACAUCUAAUGAGUAGCAGAUUAGUCAAAAUUAGAGCUUUAAAUAUUAAUACCCUCACAAUACUAGGAUCACUGAUGCCAAUAGAAUAUCAAGAGUCAAUAUUAAGAUUCCUUAACCAUCUUACUCUAGUCAAAUCCUUCAUAAUCCCUACUCUUUUACGAAAAAUAGAGCUGAAACUUAAAGGCUAAGCGAUUGGGGGUAGAAGAAUCAAUAUUGGGAAAGAUUGAAUAAGAAUUUGGAGAAUAAGAGAAGGAUGGGAAAAAUGCAAAAUUCAUAAGAUCAGAAUCAAGAACCUCGUAAAUUGCAUUAGAAGGGUGCUAAUGACCUGUAUGACAACACUCCUCUUGGAAAUGAGAAGAGAUAUUCAGUGACUGAACAGAAAUAAACAUACAGAAAAUGGGAUCAAGACCUGAAUAAAGAUGAAUCUAUUAGGUCUGGAUAUUAAAUAAAUAAAUCCAAGAAUCAAAUGAUAUUGCCUAGAGAUCAAAGAGUUUCUAAACCCCUAAUCAAUGUUUAAUCACAGAUUGAUAGUAAUAAGAAGAAAAAGAGUUACAAUAGACAAGACCUUAAAACUCACAAAGUUUAAGAAGAUAUAGAUAGACUAGAGAUAUAGUAGUAUUUAAAUUAAGGUUCAGAGACUAUUAACAAGAGCCUCAUGAGUUAGAGUCACCCAAAUGAGAAAAUUGAUCCUGAAAUUGAGUAGCAUAAGGAUGAGGGUAACUAUAAUUAUGAAGUUUGCUAGCCAGAAGAAGAAGGCAAGGGGAUGACUUGUGAUAAAUGUAUCAAUCAUGAACUAAUCUUAUAGCAUGAGUAAGCGCAUGAAUAAGAAAAUGAAGAAUAGUUCUUGAAUGAAAUUGAUUUCCUAGAGAGUAAGUUAGGAAACUUAGGAAUCAACAAUCUCCAUCAAAAUGUUUAAGAGUGA
Molecule: messenger RNA, 1596 nt
Organism: Stylonychia lemnae
Lineage: Eukaryota; Ciliophora; Spirotrichea; Sporadotrichida; Oxytrichidae
Source: the annotation of a GenBank genome assembly